Aspergillus wentii DTO 134E9 is the source of this 1425-nucleotide messenger RNA. RefSeq lists its product as uncharacterized. The coding region runs from base 117 to 1211 and encodes 364 amino acids. The transcript has 2 exons. The record is from RefSeq and is a predicted model, not a curated record. Lineage: Eukaryota; Fungi; Ascomycota; Eurotiomycetes; Eurotiales; Aspergillaceae.
CCACUACGCCGGACUACAGACAAAUAUAUACCAUUCUAACAGUAUCCACCAAUUCAAUUACUAUCAUACCAUUUGACUUACCUCCUUACCUUGGAACUAAGAACAAAAGAAUAAAGAUGACAGAUCCCUUGAAGACUUUAGACGCAGGCCGUUCCGAACCCUCGCCCAUUUCCCAGAAGACAUAUCCAAUUGCGGGAAUCCUCACAACAGUGUUUGGUUUAGACGAGCUCCCAUCACAAGCUUCGGAGGUGGCUUGUCUCUGGCUUUUGCAUCCGAGAUUGGCAACCCAGGAGCGCAUGGCAGGAAUUGCGAGAUCAGCCAUUACGGACUGGAACAAUAGAAAUCGCGAUGGUUCUAGCCAGCAUGUCAAAGGAUUGAUCGCCGUGGCUUUUGAUCAAAGGAAUCAUGGGACAAGGCUGGUCGAUGCCCUUGCCAAUGAGGCAUGGAAACAGGGGAACCCCCGACAUGCGCAGGAUAUGUUUUCCGUGUUUCAGGGCACGGCACGAGAUGUCUCCUUAUUGAUGGACUACCUUCCAUCAUUCUUAUUCCCUAAAUCGGACUACAGUAUUUCGGAACACCUCGUGCUGGGUGUUUCUUUGGGUGGACAUGCAGCAUGGAGUUGCCUCCUCCAUGAGCCCCGGGUGAGCGCUGGAGUUGUCAUCAUCGGAUGUCCCGACUAUGUAAACUUAAUGGCAGACCGAGGGCGGCUUUCAAAACUGCCGUCAUGGACAGACAGCAACCCACCAGGGUCUCAGUUCCUUGGAUCUGAAGCAUUCCCCUCUUCUCUCCUGGACACGAUUUCGAAAUAUGACCCCGCAAGUCUGUUUCUCAGCCUCACUGACAGCAAGUCGCAAACUGGGCCCCUACGAGAAGGACCCUUGCCCGAGCCGACAGAAUCAGAAAAACAGGCCUUGCGGCCACUCUUGAAACGGUGUUUGGCAAGCAAAAGAAUUCUCAACCUUUCUGGUGGCUUGGACAAGUUGGUUCCAUACCACCGAGGAGAGGUAUUUUUAACAUGGUUGAAGAAGGCCAUUGCUCCCGAUGGUUGGUUCGCCGAUGGCGCGGUCACUUUCGAAGAUGUCAUCGACGAGAACGCAGCACAUGAGGUAACCCCUAAGAUGGUGGAGGAGGCAGUCCGAUUCAUCAGUGAGACGUUAGCAGCUAGCAAGGAUGGCUCGAGGUCCGGCUCAGUACGCAAUUCAAAGAUGUAGGCUGUUUGACUACAAGUUGAACAGGAUGCCGACUAGUGUGUCAAUUGAGUAUUACAGCCCACUGUCCAUAGAAAUGUAACCAUCAUUAUACCACCGAACCGUAUCUAUGUCAUAUAACAUCUUAGGAUGGCUUCGGACUUCUGUAAGAAGCUGGUGUUUUUCUGAACAGGUAAAUUCAAAGCCAAAGGAUUAAGAAUUGAAGUCUGCGCCACAC